AUGGGAGACUGGGGCCUUCUGGGGAAACUAUUGGAGAAUGCACAGGAGCACUCCACGGUCAUUGGCAAGGUCUGGCUGACAGUCCUGUUCAUCUUCAGAAUCUUGGUGCUGGGAGUUGCUGCGGAGGAUGUGUGGGGAGACGAGCAGUCAGACUUCACCUGUAACACGCAGCAGCCGGGCUGCGAGAACGUCUGCUACGACAAGGCCUUCCCCAUCUCCCACACCCGCUUCUGGGUGCUCCAGAUAAUCUUCGUGUCCACGCCCACCCUCAUCUACCUGGGGCACGUGCUGCAUAUCGUGCGCAGGGAACAGAAGAAGAAAGAGAGGGAAGAGCAGCUGAAGGGAGACAGUGACCAUGGCCAGGACAGGCCCCCAGUACGGGAUGACCGGGGCAAGGUCCGCAUUUCCGGGGCCUUGCUCAGGACCUACGUCUUCAACAUCGUCUUUAAGACGCUCUUUGAGGUGGGCUUCAUCGUUGGUCAGUACUACCUGUAUGGCUUUCAGCUGAAGCCUCUCUACCGAUGUGACCGGUCGCCCUGCCCCAACACCGUGGACUGCUUCAUCUCCAGGCCCACGGAGAAGACCAUCUUCAUCAUCUUCAUGCUGGCCGUGGCCGGCCUGUCCCUCCUUCUCAACGUGCUGGAGCUCUACCACCUCGGCUGGAAGAAGCUUAAACAGGGCAUUACCAACCACUUUAGCCCAGACGCCUCUGAAUUCAGGAUGAGGGCCUCAAAUGCUGGGGGUGUGACCCCACCCCUCUCCCACUCUUUUUCAGGUACCAUGGGGUUCACACCUUACUACACUCACUCUGCCUCUUCCCCGGAACAGACCGUGACCACAGACAGUCCCAGGGUCCCUACCGCGUCACCAGACUUCGCCAUGAGAGCACUGUCACGGUGGAGAGGCCUCCCUGACAUGUUAUAUGACAGCAGCCACAACCUUCUAAUGGCAGAGCCAAACUGGGGGGUGGCCAAGCAACAGAUUUCUGGGAGGAAGGCCUUCCUGCCAGUGUCCACGUCUUCCUCCUUGACCCCUACAGGCAGCCCACCACCACACCCUCGCGAGGGCAGAGCAGGCAGCAAAGAGCCUGUCCUGUUGGAGCAUGUGGACAGCACCAGCCUGGAAGACAGCAGAUUGGAAGUGACCCCAGACGAGGGGGAGCCUGCAGCAGUGACCACCGAGGUGGAGAUGCAUGUGCCACCUUUGCUCCCCACUGACCCCAGACCGCCAAGCAAGGUCAGCAGUUCCAGCAGCAGUCGGGCCAGACCCAGUGACUUGGCCAUCUAG
Rhinolophus ferrumequinum (greater horseshoe bat) is the source of this 1287-nucleotide messenger RNA. Its product is annotated as gap junction alpha-3 protein-like. Gene Ontology annotation, cellular component: connexin complex. The record is from RefSeq and is a predicted model, not a curated record. The transcript has 2 exons. NCBI's taxonomy places the organism in Eukaryota, Metazoa, Chordata, Mammalia, Chiroptera, Rhinolophidae. Gene Ontology annotation, biological process: cell communication. The coding region runs from base 1 to 1287 and encodes 428 amino acids.